Molecule: messenger RNA, 1104 nt
Organism: Platichthys flesus (European flounder)
Lineage: Eukaryota; Metazoa; Chordata; Actinopteri; Pleuronectiformes; Pleuronectidae
Product: N6-adenosine-methyltransferase TMT1A-like
Exons: 2
Coding region: 8-742 (244 amino acids)
Molecular function (GO): S-adenosylmethionine-dependent methyltransferase activity
Source: RefSeq, a predicted model, not a curated record
AGGAGUAAUGACGACUUGUCUCCUGAAACUCUGCAGACUUCUCUGCUGUGCACUGACUCUACCAUUGGCCCUGAUGAAGCUCACAGGCCUGUGCGGUGUUUACAAACGCCUCUUUCCCUUCCUCGCCUACAACAUCACGUUUUCAUACAACGCCAGAACGCACGAGCUCAAGAGGGAGCUCUUCAGAAACGUGGCCAGCUUCGCGAGCAGCGACGGGACCCUGCGCCUGCUGGAGAUCGGCUGCGGCAGCGGGGCGAACUUCAGGUUCUACCCCGGCGGCUGCACGGUGACCUGCACCGACCCCAACCCGCACUUCAGCAGCUUCCUGCGCAGGAGCAUGGCCGACAACACGCAUCUGACCUACGAGGAGUUCAUGGUGGUGUCGGGGGAGAACAUGGAGGAGGUGCAGGGCGAGUCUGUUGAUGUUGUGGUGUGCACGCUGGUCCUCUGCUCCGUCAGGGACGUGCGGGAGGUGCUGCAGGAGGUGCGACGCAUCCUCAGACCUGGCGGAGCCUUCUUCUUUUUGGAACAUGUUGUCUCAGAUCCGUCUUCAUGGACAUACUUCUUUCAGCAUGUGCUUGAACCUGUGUGGUACUACCUCGGGGAUGGGUGCAUGAUCACCAGAGCCACAUGGAAAGAUCUAGAAGCCGCUGGUUUCUCUGAACUUCACUUAAAACAAGUGGAGGCUCCAGGGGUGACAUCAUUGAUAAGACCACAUAUCAUGGGAUUUUCCAUUAAGUGACUCCAGGGGAGAAUGGACACCUCCAUUUGCAAUUGUUUAAGGCGUCUAUUCUGUAGUAUUUUUACUCAAAGCGCAGUAAUACACAGUAGAAGAAUAUUUAGAGCCUGACUUUUGUCAUCAUAAAACCCUCAUGACAAAGAAGUGUAAUUGAGGGCUGACAUUUUACACUUCAAUCAUAAACCUUGUUAUUAAUAACUACAAAAAACAUAUAGAUAUAACUGGAAUUUAGAAAGUUAACACAUGUUGAUGUGUAUCAGCAAACAUAAACGAUGAUAGAUAAUAAUAAAAUGGUCGGACUUCCUUCCAAACCAUAAUUUAUAUUAUGACAUAUACGGUUUUUAACUACCUCAUAAGAGUCCAAA